UGUCUUUGAGCGUCAGCCGUUCUUGGGCGGUCGCAAGGCCGUUGGUCUUCUUGAACGCUGCCGCCCGGACGUCUGAAUCCAAACUCCAGUCCCUUUCCACAUCCCAUUUCCACCAUUCGACCCCGCCACACAUGGCGGCGCCUGGCCCAUACACCUGCGGCUUCCCCGUCGAGCCACUCGACAGGUACGAAACUGGAGGUUAUCAUCCAGUGCGACUCGGAGACACAUUCAGUCAAGGCAGAUACGGCGUCCUCCACAAACUCGGCUGGGGAGGCUACUCGACGACUUGGCUCGCUCGCGACGGCUUAGAGAACCGCAAUGUGGCCCUCAAGGUCUCGUCGGCGGACGCUACCAUCAAGAAAGGCCCGGGCGAGAAAGAGAUACUCCAGAUUCUUUCUGCACUUCCCAAGUCCCACUCUGGGAAUGCUCACAUUGUGUCGUUGCUCGACUCGUUCAUGGUCAACGGGCCCAACGGAGCACAUAGUUGCCUCGUGCUCGAGCUGCUCGGCCCAUCCGUGUACGAAACAAACCUGAAUGCUUUCAUGAACUACGCAUUUCCAGCUUCCCUGGCCAAGAAGACUGCCGCCCAAGUCCUCAGCGGCAUCGAUCUCAUGUCUCGUCAUGGAAUAGGACACGGAGAUCUCAGCACAAAUAAUCUCGUGUUCAAGAUCCCAGAAAUCGACCGUCUACAGGAAAGAGAGCUCCUCCAGCUUUACAGCGACCCAGAAACGACACCCGUCAAGAGAGAAGGCGGCGGGCCAAUCGGUGAUGAAGUGCCGCCAUAUCUCGUAGAUCCUGCAGAAAUAUCCCACGGCAUGGUGAAGCGAGCUUUGAGCACCGACCCGUGUGUCAAGAUCAUCGACUUUGGCGAGGCAUUCUUAGACGAAGACCGGCCGCUUAAACUCAACACUGCGAUUACUGUUCGAGCACCAGAAAUCAUUUUCGGAGAUGAGCUGGACUGCAGGGUCGAUUUGUGGGCUAUGGGAUGCAUGCUCUUCGAGCUAGCAGCAGCCCAACCGCUCUUCGAAGCAACCUCUGAAAAAGGAAUCGUCGCACAAAUGCUCGGGAUGAGCCCCGACAGGCGACUCCCACCGCGGUGGCAGGACAAUUGGCACGCCAUGCUAUCAACCGGAAAUAGUAACGUCGGCGAUUAUCUCGACUGGACUCUCGACAAAUGGCUGGAGGAAACAUACUCGUUUCACGCCCCCGAAACGACAUCUGCUACUACUACGGAAGACUUGUUCUCGAAAAAUGAUUUCGCGGAUAUCUGUCGGCUGAUGAGGAAGCUGAUGAAAUUCGAGCCUGGGGAACGGGCGGAGGCAAUUGAAAUCCUCGAAGAUCCUUGGUUUCGCGAUUCAAAAUUGCAAUCGCGUUGUGAAGAUUGUUGAUGAUAGAGCCACCAUGAGAUUCAGCGAUGGUGUGCUACAAUGACGUGGCCUUGGACUAAGAAAUAGAGUUUGAUGCCUCUCCGGCGGCGAUCCUGACAAAGAAGACAGGUCCAUGUCUACGUGCUUCAGAUUUGAUCAAAGGAUAUGGUUUUUUUGAACCCCGGCCACGGCGCAUGGACAAUGGCUUUCCUCGC
This is a messenger RNA of Microdochium trichocladiopsis, 1582 nucleotides long. Its product is annotated as serine protein kinase. The record is from RefSeq and is a predicted model, not a curated record. The transcript has 3 exons. The coding region runs from base 132 to 1388 and encodes 418 amino acids. NCBI's taxonomy places the organism in Eukaryota, Fungi, Ascomycota, Sordariomycetes, Xylariales, Microdochiaceae. Gene Ontology annotation, biological process: regulation of mRNA processing; protein phosphorylation; spliceosomal complex assembly. Gene Ontology annotation, molecular function: protein kinase activity; ATP binding.